AUGUUUCUAUUUAACAUUCGUUCAACUAUUUGUCUUCGUAAUCAAAUUAAUUUACCAUCGAAUGAAGAUAUUCAACAUAUGUUCAAAGAGUUUCAAGAUAAUCAUGUUAUUUCUUGUGUUGAUUAUUUUUUCGAGGCUGAACGAAGUCAAUAUCAUUAUAUAUUCAUAUCCAUAUAUACUGAAACAUUACGAGAAUAUAACAAAUAA
Rotaria sp. Silwood2 is the source of this 207-nucleotide messenger RNA. Lineage: Eukaryota; Metazoa; Rotifera; Eurotatoria; Philodinida; Philodinidae. The record is from the annotation of a GenBank genome assembly.